Molecule: messenger RNA, 906 nt
Organism: Anopheles darlingi
Lineage: Eukaryota; Metazoa; Arthropoda; Insecta; Diptera; Culicidae
Gene: Cpr11A
Exons: 3
Coding region: 16-705 (229 amino acids)
Cellular component (GO): chitin-based extracellular matrix
Molecular function (GO): structural constituent of chitin-based larval cuticle
Source: RefSeq, a predicted model, not a curated record
UGUCUGGUGGUAGCGAUGGUGGCGGAGGCCGCCCGCAUCAAGAUACCGGCCAAGAGCCGGAACGAUGAUCUGUUCUCGGAGGACGAGUUCACCUUUCCGGUCGAGGACACGAAGGAUCCGACCAAGUUCACCGGCAACGUUAUGAAGGCGUCGAUCCUGAUGGCACAGGUCAGCAACCAGGGCAAGGGCAAGUUCAAGUACGCCGUGGAGACAGAGAAUGGCAUCGAGAUCGAGCAGAUCGGCAAGCUGCGCAACGACUCCAAGACGUUCGUCGUGAUGGGCUCGUACACGUACACCGGGGCGAACGGGAAGCGGUACCGGGUGCGUUACACGGCCGACGAGUUCGGCUACCAUCCGAUCACCGAGCUCGACCUGGAGAUACCGGAUUUGAACCAAGCACCGGCACCAACGCAGCGUCCCUUCGUUCCGUUCACGACCCGCUCGACCACGCCACGGUCGACGACGACGAGGAGAACGACUACGACCACGACGACGACGACGACGCCGCCACCGCCCGAGUUCGAUGGAUACCAUUACGAUAAGCCGGACAACUCCUACCUACCGCCCAGCAACGAGUAUCUGCCACCGCAGGAACCGGAUAUCGACUAUCUGCCGCCGAAGGAGGACAGUGCGCGUAGCCAGUACCAGGAGCCGGCCGACGAGUUUCUGCCGCCGCGGUACGAUCUGCGAAACGAUCGCUUCUAAGGACAUCUCCCACUGCAUUGUCGUCACCAUCUCUCUGGUACACACGCACACACCGCUUUUUUACGCCUGGUAUAGGUUAUAAAAGGAAUUUACUCUAACAGUACAAAGGUGAGCCUGCGGCGCGUCUUGCCGUCUGCCUGUCUGCCGCGUUGUCGCUACCCUCGUCGUCCCUUGCCUUCCCAUCGGUAACCAUAAAAGAAA